ACAGUCUGCCGCCGUCGUCAUCACCCACAAGCCUGCAAGAGACACCAAUGAAAAGCGUUGCUUUAUUUCAAACCCCCCCCCCCCCCCAAAAAAAAGGGUAAUUUAAGUCAUGUCGUGUUCUUCAACAGGAUUAAUUAGGUCCUCGCCUAUUUCUGCCUGUGUGAUAUCACUGUGGUGACGUAGGGUGUCAUUUGUGCUAAAGAUGACACAAAUUAUUAAGAUUUGGCAGCUGCAGCUAUGGAAUUAUUGAAUCAACACAUUCCGUUGUUGAUUCAAUCAUGAUUGCACAAAAUCAAAAUGCAUCCUUCUGCUGAAGUCAUUGAAUCACAUUUAAGACAAGUAUAAUUUGCUAUUUUAAUGAUUCAAACUCAUCAAAGGCAUUUAUGAGCCUCCGUAUUUCUGUAGUAUUAGAAAAUGUGCCUUGAAUGCCCUUAUAUUCAAGAUAUUUGAUUCUCAAACCAAUCUUUCACCAAAAAAAAACUAUUAAUAGAAACAAAUAUGCAGCUUUUCGUCCAAUACCAAUUCGGGUUUAAAAACGGUGUACAGUAUUUACAACAAAUGAAUGAGUGAAACAAACCGUCUGUACUGGCAAUACUCAUCUACCGCUUUUAAGGCUGAACUAUCCAAGAAUUGAGAGUGCAUUGUAAAAAGGGCGCCAAUCGAAUCUUGCAGGUUGUUUUUUUUUAAGAACAAUGUACAGUGCAUUAACUGUCCCACGAUUGUUUUUUCUCUGCCAUGUUGCUAUGGAAAUGACCCGGGGUCCAUCUAACGGCUGGAGAAUGUACUGCAGAUGUUAAAAAAACCACCAAAUCAAUUUCACCGACUGGAGAUCAUCUUACUCAUUCAGUUGAAAUCGAAAUAUUGUAACACGGAAAUGUUUCUACCUCGUAAUCGAAAGUUAAAUGAGUGAUUUCUCUAUCACUGUCCCCUUUUGUCAUCCGCGGGGCAAGAGAAAGGCAGUAACGACUACAAGUCCCAGCAUGCCUUGCGGUGACGCACAGCGAACCUUCAAGGGAACCGUGACGGUCAGCCCACUUGCGUGCAUACAUUUCAAGCUGUACACUUUAGCUUAUUGAGUCGCAGAGCGUUUUUCGGAGCUUAGCAGAAGCAGCAAUUAAAUGUUCGACUCUCGGGUCAUGAUGACCGCCUAACUUAAACACAGAGACGGUAGACUUCAUGUUUUGGUUUGUUUUAUUUUUUCUUUAACCGGCUACCGCAAAAACCCUUUCCGAUCAGCCUUUUGGGGUUUGGAGCCCUCAUCCUCCUCCGUUUGGCUGCAGCAUGGCUAUUAUAUCACCAGCUUCGAGAUAACCUCGGAUGCAGGAAGCCUGAGGUUGUCCAACGCCGUGUGGGCAUCCUAUCCAAGCCCCCAUUCUGUCAUGGUGGGCAGCCAACCACCAAAGAUUGAGGGUCUCCUCGUCUAGGAGAAUCAAAGUCGAGCCUCAUACUGUGACAUUUGUGAACUCUGGACUUCUCCCUGGGAAUGGGCAACAAAAACACUUGAGAAAUCUAUCGCGCCGAAGCAACAAUAUCCAGGCCGUUCACAUCGGACGGCAGCAAACGUUCCCGUUUCCUGCUCCUUUCACCAUCCCCAGUAUCAUGCUCGGCACUCUCCUGAGACGCAACAUGUCGCAGAAGCUGAGUGUGCUGCUCUUACUCUUUGGCCUGGCGUGGGGACUCUUGUUGCUCCGCUACACCGUGCAGCAACCUCGCCACCAGAGCAGCACAGAGCUCCGCGAGCAGAUACUGGAGCUCAGUCGGCGAUACGUCAAGGUCCUGACCGAGGAGAGCCAGAACGCUCCCGGUGGGCCGCAGGGGACCACCAUGGCUGGUUAUGCGGAUCUGAAGAGGACAAUAGCGGUGCUGCUGGAUGAUAUCCUGGAGCGCCUGGUCAAACUAGAGGGGAAAAUUGAGUUGGCUGCCAAUGUGUCUCUAACCAAUGCCUCCCACGGGGCCGUCCUCACUUCCACUCCUGCCGCCUUGCAAAGAGCCUCCCACCAGGAGCGAGCCAGCAGUCAUCGCGGGACGUCACGCUUCAACCCACAAAGCCCCAACAAGCCUCAGCAACAUCUUUGAGUUUUGUUUUGGUAGCCGUGUUGACUGCUCUCUUGGCACAUCCCACUUUUUCUGAAUUUAUCCCAGGACGUCCGCAGACUUGGAAGGAACUGAUGCUUCUUGGAAAGCCAAAAGGAGGGAAAACCUUUUUUGCCUUCGCUUGUUUGGUUUUUUUGCGCCACAGUAUUUAUUGUUACGGAUCAAGAUUGCAGCGUGCAUUUUUAUAUUUCAAUUUUGCAUUUUUAUAUAAUGGCAUAUUUGAAUCGUAUUACUAGUACUGGCUUCAAACUAUGUAUCGGCCGUUGUGGAAACUGCAGUGCAAGGCUCUAAGCACAUUUUGGGCUCACAGUAGUAUACAACUUAACAACAUCAUGUCAACCUGCUGAACUCAACAGAAUGCUCACAAUAUGAAUUGCUGCAUUUAUGCUGUGGACUAUUGCUCGAUGCAAUAAAACGCUUCAUCUCUUAUCUUACAUUUAGUUGCAUAGACGUAAUCCAAAGACUGUUCAGCCUCAAUGUGAAGCUCGUGAUACAACAAAUGAAUCUCAUUUGCCGCUGAAAUGUGCCCCCUUCCCUUUACUUGCCUUGGGAGUGAUUUCACUCAAUGUAGAAUGGAAUGAAUGUACUGCAAGGUCAUUUAUCUUUGAUGCUGUGAAGAUGACUGACCAUCUGCUAAUACGCGUUCAGGGUUCAUGUUGCACUGUGACUGUAGACAUUUUAUUAAAAAUAAUGGGUUAAUCCACUCUUGGUAGUGCUGUUACAUUGUAUGUGGGAGACGAUUGUUACCUGCUGGAAGAGUCUUUCAAUCUCUGCUUGGUGAACUAUCCCAUGCAGAUUACAAACCUUUCAAAUACGCAUCAUAAUGAUGCCUGUUAACCCUACUAGAUUACCAACAAAUGUGGGCGAUAGCCGUAAUGACUCAUUUGUUCUGCUUCAUUUGCACAGUUUUAACUGUACCGUAAAUCCACCAGACUUAAUAAACUGGUUCAAAUAUGA
Hippocampus zosterae (dwarf seahorse) is the source of this 3051-nucleotide messenger RNA. It is a transcript of the gene ccdc126, whose product is annotated as coiled-coil domain containing 126. The record is from RefSeq and is a predicted model, not a curated record. Lineage: Eukaryota; Metazoa; Chordata; Actinopteri; Syngnathiformes; Syngnathidae. The coding region runs from base 1600 to 2076 and encodes 158 amino acids. The transcript has 3 exons.